GCCAAUCAGCAGGCUCCUUGCAGUUCAAAGUUCGAAGCAGCGGUCGCCCCAGAAUGCUUCACAUCCAAUGGGAUCAACUUUACCGGGAUCCUUUUUAUCAUCAGCGGAAACAUGUCAGGGGCGAUCCCGGCAGGGCAUACCUACUCCAGUUUUCUCAAGCUUGUCUGCAGUCCGGAGAGCCAGGAUAAAAUGAUACCCUGUGUGCUGUCAAACAUGAACAAGCACAACACCACACAGUGCAGCCCAGCCGACAGUAACUUGUUGUAUGGCAGGGGCGGGCAGUUGUUGGCAUUCUUGGAGUCCAUUUGUGGCCAGCCAUGUGAGCAGGUGGCAACACAAAGUGUGGUCCAAUGCUUCUCUGUAACUGGCUCACAUCCAGAGCGCUUCCUUAGCCAGAACGCUUCGAUUACUGAUGACAGGUAUUCGAUUAUUGGCGGGAAUCAAACGGAAGUGGACAGUUUUUGCAAAAAUCGCCAGAAACUGUUUUCCUGCCUGAGUCCUCUCUCUUUGACAUGUCCCGGGCUACUGCAGAGGAUGUAUUCUCUUGGAGUUGACCUCCAGGCAAUGGAGAUGGCGACUGGGUUCUUGUGCAACGAUCAGCAAAAGUACCUCAGAGGUCUGCAGUGCUUUAAUAAGCAGUCCCCAGAGAUUGCCCAGUGUGCCCAGACUACAGCGUCGAGUAUGCGAGCUGCCUUCACUGGGAGAUACCAGACGGGGACCAUCCCUCCGUCUAAAUAUCAGGACAGCCUCUGCAAAACGAAAAUCUCACAGAUUACCUGUGCGCUAGCCGCCUACGGAAAAUCGUGUGACGCCGACGUGAUGCCUCUCCGGGCCACUGUGGAGUGCACCAUGUUGCCGAAACCGUGCAAGGAAAACACCCAGACGGAAUACAACAGCGUCUGUGAUAAGGUGACGACGCCAUCCCCGGCUGAGACGAUUCGACCCACGCAAGGAAAGCCAGGAAUGAUUCCAGUCGAUGGCGGAUCCUCCUCCAACUCCAACUUUCAAAGUGUUCGGAGCAGCACCAACGCAGCAGACAUUGUCGGCUUCUUUUUGGCGACGCCCCUGAUACUCGCUUCUGUGUUAGCUUUACUUUAG
Molecule: messenger RNA, 1098 nt
Organism: Candidula unifasciata
Lineage: Eukaryota; Metazoa; Mollusca; Gastropoda; Stylommatophora; Geomitridae
Source: the annotation of a GenBank genome assembly